CCAAUCAGAGGCGACUACUGAUGCUCUGCAGUUGUAUAAAUGCAGCGUGGAGCAGGAGCGUGGAGCAGGAAUGACCAACAACAGAAAGCCUCUCCACGACCUCCCAUUUACACACUCACGUCUGAAGCCUGUGAUAUUUUUCUACACUUAACAUCAGGUUUUGGGGUCAAGAAAAAUGGCCACAUCAGCGAGUUCAAAGCUGAACAAAGCUGUGACGCAGCAGUACAUGAGUCUCCCUCAAGGAGACUCGGUCCAAGCUAUGUACAUCUGGAUCGAUGGGUCUGGAGAGGGGCUCCGCUGCAAGACCAGAACUUUAGAUUCUGAUCCCAAGACGAUUGAAGACCUUCCUGAGUGGAACUUUGACGGCUCCAGCACCUACCAGUCAGAGGGCUCCAACAGCGACAUGUUCCUGAUCCCUGUAGCUAUGUUCAGGGACCCGUUCAGGAAAGACCCCAACAAGCUGGUGCUCUGUGAAGUGCUCAAGUACAAUCACAAGCCAGCAGAGACCAACCUGCGCCACACCUGUAGAAAGAUCAUGACCAUGGUGGAUAACAGCCUCCCAUGGUUUGGUAUGGAGCAGGAGUACACGAUCCUUGGCACAGAUGGACACCCCUUUGGCUGGCCCUCCAACGGCUUCCCAGGUCCACAGGGGCCUUAUUAUUGUGGAGUAGGAGCAGAUAAGGCAUAUGGACGAGACGUAGUGGAAGCUCACUACAAAGCCUGUCUGUAUGCUGGGGUUCAGAUCUGUGGAACCAAUGCUGAAGUCAUGCCAGCUCAGUGGGAGUUCCAGGUUGGGCCAUGUGUAGGUAUCAACAUGGGGGACCACCUGUGGAUUGCUCGUUUCAUCCUUCACAGGGUCUGCGAGGAUUUUGGCGUGGUGGCGUCCUUUGACCCCAAGCCUAUCGCAGGGAACUGGAAUGGUGCCGGCUGCCACACCAAUUUCAGCACGAAGGAAAUGCGAGAGGACGGUGGACUGAAGGUCAUUGAAGAGUCAAUUGAGAGGCUGGCAAAGAGACACAUGUAUCACAUCCGCGCCUACGACCCCAAAGGCGGCCUGGACAACGCCAGACGACUCACCGGUCGUCACGAAACCUCAAACAUAGACGAGUUCUCCGCCGGCGUGGCCAACCGUGGUGCCAGCAUCCGCAUCCCCCGGGCAGUAGGGCAGGAUAAGAAGGGCUACUUCGAGGACCGUCGUCCGUCGGCCAACUGCGACCCUUACAUCGUCACAGAGGCUCUGGUGCGUUCAUGUUUACUCAAAGAAGAAGGAGAGGAGCCCACAGAUUACAGCAAAUGAACAAUCUAAAAGUCAAAGAGCCAUUAUGAGUACUGUAAGUAACCAUGUGUCUUUUUCAAGACUCUACGGAUCAAUCUUUCCCUUACUGAACUUUUUACUUGACUGAUGAAAUGUUGAGGUAUUUCUGCCUUCUUUCAGUCGUAUACAGGAAGUCUUCACCUCUAACGUAAACACUGCCUUUUUGUUUGUUCAGUUCAUUCUGUCAUGGUAGCUGAUAGUAUGUCGAGAAGUACAUGAUUGUCAUGUGUUUUAACUCGUACUAAUGAAAAAUUUUAAAUGUCUGAACAGCAGGAUGUUGCUGUGAAUCUUAUAACUUUGACCUAAAGGAUCCCAAUGGCGUUUGAAUGUUCUUAGCCGUCAUGGCCGAUGUCUCGACAGUGGUUUUAUCAUGUUGUAGAUAGUUAAAGGUCAUUAUAGCCAAUCUACUUUUGUAUGUUUUUUAAAUACCACAUUUCUGUUGUUUUCACUUAUGAUUGUCACUGCUAAAGAUCUUAAAUAAACAGCUAACAUUUUUA
This is a messenger RNA of Hippoglossus stenolepis (Pacific halibut), 1812 nucleotides long. RefSeq names its product glutamate-ammonia ligase (glutamine synthase) b (gene glulb). Bases 176 to 1297 code for a protein of 373 amino acids. Gene Ontology annotation, cellular component: cytoplasm. The record is from RefSeq and is a predicted model, not a curated record. Gene Ontology annotation, molecular function: glutamine synthetase activity. Lineage: Eukaryota; Metazoa; Chordata; Actinopteri; Pleuronectiformes; Pleuronectidae. The transcript has 7 exons.